CACGGCCGACGCUGCCACCAACUAGCAUAGUGAGAGAAGGGCAUUUGAGUGAGCGAGAUCGAGCGAUGGGUGAGGUAGACACGAAGGGGGUGGUGCUGCUGGACUUCUGGGUGAGCCCGUUCGGGCAGCGGUGCCGGAUCGCGCUGGCGGAGAAGGGGGUGGAGUAUGAGUACAGGGAGGAGGAGAACCUCCUGGGGGACAAGAGCCCGCUCCUGCUCGAGUCCAACCCCGUGCACAAGAAGGUCCCCGUCCUCAUCCACGACGGCAAGCCCGUGUGCGAGUCCCUCAUAAUCGUCCAGUACAUCGACGAGUCGUGGCCCCACCGCGCACCGCUGCUGCCCGCCGACCCCUACGCCCGCGCCCAUGCCCGCUUCUGGGCGGACUUCAUCGACAAGAAGAUCUAUGAUUGCGGGACAAGGCUGUGGAAGCUCAAGGGUGAGGGACAUUCGGCGGCCAAGGAGGAGUUUACCGGGAUCCUGAAGCUGCUGGAGGGCGAGCUGGGAGACAAGAAGUACUUCGCCGGCGACGCCUUCGGCUUCGUCGACAUCGCGCUCGUCCCCUUCGUGUGCUGGUUCUACAGCUACGAGACCUACGCUGGCUUCAGCAUAGAGGAGUUAGCGCCCAAGCUGGUGGCGUGGGGCAAGCGGUGCAUGGAGCGGGAGAGCGUGGCCAAGACACUGUCCGACCCCCACAAGGUCUUCGAGUUCGUGGGCGUCCUCAAGAAGAGAUUCGGAGUCGAGUAGUCUUCAAUAGUACUAGUGAUUGUGUGUUGCAUCGUGUUUGCCUGCUUUGUUGCAGCUCCUUUGUGUGUCUGAUGGCAUUGUAGUUGCCAUCUCUGUUGUCUUCUUGAAUAAGAUCACUUUCUUGAUGGUGUUAUGUGGCA
Messenger RNA from Musa acuminata AAA Group (dessert banana), 883 nucleotides. RefSeq names its product glutathione S-transferase U19-like. Gene Ontology annotation, cellular component: cytoplasm. The record is from RefSeq and is a predicted model, not a curated record. Lineage: Eukaryota; Viridiplantae; Streptophyta; Magnoliopsida; Zingiberales; Musaceae. The transcript is spliced from 2 exons. Gene Ontology annotation, molecular function: glutathione transferase activity. Gene Ontology annotation, biological process: glutathione metabolic process. Bases 66 to 743 code for a protein of 225 amino acids.